Messenger RNA from Brugia pahangi, 234 nucleotides. The record is from the annotation of a GenBank genome assembly. NCBI's taxonomy places the organism in Eukaryota, Metazoa, Nematoda, Chromadorea, Rhabditida, Onchocercidae.
AUGUACAAGUACACUCCAAAGAAAUGGCUCAAAAACAAAACGCGACAAAUGAAUAAGAGUUUAGUGCUAUUUCUGGGAAUUUCAUAUAGUUACAUAAAAUGGACACUUUGUUGCUUAAAUCUAUUCUACCCAGGAUAUAUUAUUGUUAUUAUCAUCACUACGCUUCGUUUGCACGGCUUCAUUAGACAUUUUAAAUAUUUUUUUAGACCUUGUUACUAUUUCAUUAUCAGUUAA